Thamnophis elegans (Western terrestrial garter snake) is the source of this 2637-nucleotide messenger RNA. RefSeq names its product 5'-nucleotidase domain containing 1 (gene NT5DC1). Bases 804 to 2165 code for a protein of 453 amino acids. Gene Ontology annotation, molecular function: 5'-nucleotidase activity. Lineage: Eukaryota; Metazoa; Chordata; Lepidosauria; Squamata; Natricidae. The transcript is spliced from 12 exons. The record is from RefSeq and is a predicted model, not a curated record.
CUCACUUAUUAUGCAGCACUAGGGAUUUGAACCACCAAAGACCUUUCUGAUCUACAAGCUCAGAGUCUUAGCCACCCUGUCCCUUAUUCUAAGCAUAAAUCUUCAUUUUUAUUACUGUUCGAUGAUAGCGCACUUCUGAAUUUUGGUUGUGAAUAUGAACAAGACACCAGCAGUCCAUUUGGAUAAAUCUGGCAGAUAGGAACAAGCUAAGCUUCAGGGGUCUUGUUCCAAUUUUAAACUAUUCUGAAGGGGGGAAGAUAUGACCUAUGGCUGAUCUAAAAGGUCUGUCAUGAAUAAAAGCUUUGAAAUUCUGUAUAUCUAGAUGAUGCCUGUCCAGUUAAUAUGCAAAUCGCAGAGCAAAAGUGACAGACUCAAACUGCUUUUCAAACCUCAACCUUGUCUUCAAAGCAAAUUUCUUUCAUCCUCCCGUAUGGGAGAGGAGGGCCAUGCAUCCCGCCCUAUGCAUCGUUUGCUCCAGCAAUGAACGUUUAAAUCCGACCCUGCUUCCAAAUGAAACCUUGACCAGCGUUAUGCGUCAGCCUUUCGCUACUCUCUCUUCCCGGAGUUCGUGCUAAUUGGAAGUAAUACGAUCAGCUCAACUCUAGCUUUCAAUGCCACUGCACUGAAAACUUCCAAGCUUUGGAGAAAAGGUGAGGCGAAGUAAGGCGAGAGGAUCAGCCUCUGCAGGAAUCGGCCGCUGCCAUCGCAUCGCCAGUUUACACGCAGAGCCGAGCUGCAGUUUUCUCGCAGAACACGGGGAGGAAGACGCGCGCUUGUUAGUUCCCGCCACCGCCGCUGCCGCCAUGGCCCAGUUCUUCUCGCUGGCCGAUUGCGAAGUGAUCGGCUUCGAUCUGGAUCACACGCUGUGUCGCUACAACCUGAUAGAGAGCGCCCGGCUUAUAUAUGACAGCUUCGCUCAGUACGUGGUAAAAGAAAAAGGAUAUGAUAAGGAACUUCUGAAUGUGACGCCUGAAAACUGGGAUUUCUGCUGCAAGGGCUUGGUGCUGGACCUGGAAGAAGGCAACUUUCUUAAACUUGCAGAUAAUGGAACCAUUUUGAGGGCAAGUCAUGGCACAAAACGUAUGACCUCUGGAGAGAUCUUGGAGAAGUAUGGCAGGAGGGAGUGGAAACACUUUAAGGCAAUGAGUGGAAUGGUUUCUCGUUCAGCUAAAUAUUAUUCCUAUGACAAUUACUUUGAUAUGCCUGGGUCACUUCUUUGUGGACGGAUUGUGGAUUGUUUAGACAAACACAGCCCUAGGAGAAAAUAUGACUUCUGGAAGGAUAUGGUUGCUGCCAUACAGUAUAAUUAUAAAACGUCAGCUUUUAAAGAAAACGCUGGAAUAUAUUUUCCUGAAGUCAAAAGCAACCCAGGAAAAUAUAUACGGUCUUGUCCUGAUUCUGUCAAAAAAUGGUUAAGAAGAUUGAAGGAGAGUGGAAAGAUUCUGCUAUUAAUUACUAGCUCUCAUUCUGACUAUUGCAGACUGUUAUGCCAGUACACUUUAGGGAAUGAUUUUGAAGACCUUUUUGACAUUAUAAUCACAAAUGCCCUGAAACCUGGUUUCUUUUCCCAGACACCAAAUCAAAGACCUUUCCGGACUCUGGAGAAUGAUGAAGAACAGGAAGCUCUCCCAAACCUGGACAAACCUGGCUGGUAUUCCCAAGGUAACUCAACUCAUUUAUAUGAGUUGCUGAAGAAGAUGACUGGCAAAGUAGAACCAAAGGUCGUUUACUUUGGUGAUAGCAUGCACUCAGAUAUUUUCUCAGCUCAUCACUAUAGUAACUGGGAGACUGUCCUUAUUUUAGAAGAGCUUGGAGGAGAUGGUGCUUUGGUACUUACAGAGUCAAGGUCUGAACCCUUGGAGAAGAAAGGAAAGUAUGAGGGACGUCAACCCAAAGCUCUCCAUUCCAUUUCUAAACAGUGGGGUUCUUUCUUUGUGGAUACUAUUUCAAGAAAAGAAAACGAAGAGGAAACCUUAGUAAAUACAUGGUCUUGCAAAUCUGUUUAUACUUAUAGCACAAUUACAAUCCCAAGCAUUGAAGCCAUAGCAGAUUUACCACUGGAUUAUCAAUUUGCUAGAUUUUCUUCAAAUAGUUCAAUAACUACUGGUUACUAUCCCAAACCUCCGAAGUCGUUAUCAGCUGGUGAGCGAAUGGCAACCAAAUAAAAUAUCUUUAAAGAAAAGCAAAUCUGAAUCUUCAUCAUGCUUAAGCAAAAAUAUUGGAAGCUACUGAGAAUCAUGCAAAUUAACUACUAUAUAAAUUCAAAAGACAUUUUGGAAAGGACCUAACCAGGUUGAAGAAAAAGAAGCUUCCUAUUUUCCUAUUGAUUGUGAUACAUCAAUCCACUGUCUAAAAUGGUUUUUUUUCAUUCUGUGUUCCAAAGAUUUGCUGCAGACUUACAUUCAUAUACUGGGUACCUUUUCCAGUUCAUACAUUACAUGACCACCUUGUAUCCAUAAUAACACAAGGGGAGCAUGUGCUGUUAACCAUGAGCAAUAUUCUAUGAUAAGAAAGCUUUGUACAUAUUCAAUCCUGGGGUGAGGUCCAAUUCCUUCAUUCUUCAUACUGAAAAAAGUGGUAUAUAUGUGUGACUAAGUCUGAUAGAUUUAGGAUUUUGAGGAUUAUGCAGAAAGUGCU